AUGGCGGCAGCGGGAGAAGCGAUCGCGGAAGCGAUCGCGCGAGGCGACGGCGCCGCUGGAACGACCGAGGACGCGAUCAAGGCGGCGAUGGAGUGCCCGUGCGUCGCGGACCUGAAGAACAGCGCGUGCGGGGAGGCGUUCGCGGGCGCGCUCGGCUGUUUCAUGAGCGCGGACGCGGAGGAAAGGGGGAGCAAGUGCGUGAAGGAGUUCGUCGCCAUGCACGCGUGCAUGGUAGAGAACUCGAAAGAGUUCGAGGCGUUCACCGCGGAGCUCGUCGAGGCGAAGGAGCGGCGGUGA
Micromonas pusilla CCMP1545 is the source of this 297-nucleotide messenger RNA. RefSeq lists its product as uncharacterized. Gene Ontology annotation, molecular function: protein-disulfide reductase activity. The transcript has a single exon. The record is from RefSeq and is a predicted model, not a curated record. Gene Ontology annotation, cellular component: mitochondrial intermembrane space. The coding region runs from base 1 to 297 and encodes 98 amino acids. Gene Ontology annotation, biological process: protein import into mitochondrial intermembrane space. Lineage: Eukaryota; Viridiplantae; Chlorophyta; Mamiellophyceae; Mamiellales; Mamiellaceae.